CUAUUUCUUAAGUUCUCUUUUAGAUUAAUAUGUAUUUUAUGUGAAUAUUGUAUAUUUAACAAAAUACAAUUUGACAGUAUCAAAAAAGUAUACAAUAACAAUAGAGAUAAUUCAUAGACAAUAUUCUGGUCAUUAAAAAAUCCCAAUAUUUUAUCAUAAAGCUGUUGCUAUGGUACCGCGUCGUUACUAUGGAUACAAAUAUUUUGUAUUCGUAGAUAAAAAGAAACGUUAUAACAACAAUUGUUAUUACAAUUCUUAAGUUAUUAUUGAACUUUUAUAAAUAUGGGAGAAAGAGCAGCCGUAUCGACAGAAGACACGCUCGUUCGAUAUGAUAAUCCUGUUCUUGUAACUAAACAACCGGAAAAAGCUGCACCACCUCCUACCGGUACACUCACACAACCCUGUAUCCCAACUGAAGCGAAACGUGAGACCGAGGAAAUCCUCAAUGCCAUUCUACCCCCAAAAGAAUGGGAAGAAGAUGGACAAAUAUGGACUCAAAAGAUAUCAUCUACUCCAGCAACAAGAUUAGAUGUUAUAAAUCUGCAAGAAAUGCUCGACACUCGUUUGCAACAGCGGCAGGCUAGGGAGACAGGAAUAUGUCCCGUGCGCAGGCAACUCUACACGCAAUGCUUUGACGAACUCAUACGGCAGGUAACUAUCAAUUGUGGUGAACGAGGUCUUCUUCUUUUAAGAGUGCGCGAUGAAGCGAGAAUAACUAUGGAAGCGUAUCAGACACUGUAUUGUAGUUCCAUAGCAUUUGGUAUGAGAAAGGCAUUGCAGUCGGAACAAGGAAAAUCAGAUCUUAUGGAUCAAGUUGCUAAAUUAGAAGUCGAGCGAUCGGCUUUAGAAAAACAAUGUUCAGAAUUAAAACAAAAAACCGAACAACUGGAGCGACGCGCCGCAGAGCUGCGAGCGGCCGAGGAGAAGCGACACCAAGAGGAAUUACUUGCGUUGAAGAAAACAAACGCUCAGUUAAAGGCACAACUUGAAGGCAUCAUCGCUCCAAAGAAGUAGUCUCGUUGGUUAAAAUGUACUAAUUUAAUUUCAAAAUAAAUAUCAUGUAAAAAUAA
Molecule: messenger RNA, 1070 nt
Organism: Nymphalis io (European peacock)
Lineage: Eukaryota; Metazoa; Arthropoda; Insecta; Lepidoptera; Nymphalidae
Gene: Dnali1
Product: putative inner dynein arm light chain, axonemal
Exons: 6
Coding region: 283-1014 (243 amino acids)
Cellular component (GO): axoneme; filopodium
Molecular function (GO): dynein heavy chain binding
Source: RefSeq, a predicted model, not a curated record